Messenger RNA from Melozone crissalis (California towhee), 492 nucleotides. Its product is annotated as olfactory receptor 14C36-like. The transcript is spliced from 2 exons. The record is from RefSeq and is a predicted model, not a curated record. Gene Ontology annotation, biological process: G protein-coupled receptor signaling pathway. The annotation marks the transcript as partial. Gene Ontology annotation, cellular component: membrane. Lineage: Eukaryota; Metazoa; Chordata; Aves; Passeriformes; Passerellidae. Gene Ontology annotation, molecular function: olfactory receptor activity.
CUGCACUACGGGACCCUCCUGGGCAGCAGAGCUUGUGCCCACAUGGCAGCAGCUGCCUGGGCCAGUGGUCUUCUCUAUGCUCUCAUGCAAACAGCCAAUACAUUUUCCCUGCCCCUGUGCCAUGGCAAUGCCCUGGACCAGUUCUUCUGUGAAAUCCCACACAUUCUCAAGCUCUCUUGCUCCAGAUACUACCUCAGGGAACUUGGGCUCAUUGUGGUUGGUGCAUCCUUAGGUUUUGGUUGUUUUGUGUUCAUGGUUUUCUCCUAUGUGCAGAUCUUCAGGGCUGUGCUGAGGAUCCCCUCUGAGCAGGGACGGCACAAAGCCUUUUCCACCUGCCUCCCUCACCUGGCUGUCGUCGCCCUGUUCAUCAGCACCUCAUUUUUUGCCUACCUGAAGCCCCCUUCCAUCUCCUCCCCCUCCAUGGAUGUGGCCCUGUCAGUUAUGUACUCGGUGAUGCCUCCAGACUUCCUUGAGAUGAGAGGUGACCACUAG